UCAGUUAUUAUUUUGGCUAGACAUUCGAUAAUGGAACUCAGGGAAUUUUAUAUUUUCAGUGUUUUAUUUUUAAACUCAAUUUUAGUGUCUGUAAACGGUUGCGAGAAAGCACGAUAUGAUAAUUAUCGAGUUUAUGAACUUUUCAUUGCGAAUCAAGAGCAGCUUGACUUGCUGAAGCAAAUUGACGAAUAUCCUGAUGGUUAUCGAAUCAUAGAGUAUCCUGGCACAGUCAAUAAAGAUGUACAACUUAUUGUUCCACCACAUAAAUUUGCUGAUUUCAGUGAACUUGUUCAGACAUUCCAAAUCAAGUCACGUUUGAUGAUAACAAACCUUCAAGAAGUACUUGAUAAUGAACAGCCAAAUCUUAAAAGAAGUAGUUCCUUUGAUUGGACUCGAUAUUGGAAAUUAUCUGAAAUUAAUGAUUGGCUUAAUCAACUUGUUAUCGAACAUCCAAAUAAUACGGAACUGAUAAAAAUUGGUGAAUCAUAUAAAGGUCUAGAAAUAUUGGGUUUGAAGCUCAAUAUCGGUAAAGUCAGUGGAAAAAAGCAAGUGAUUUUUGAAGGCACAAUGCAUGCACGAGAAUGGAUAUCUGGAGCUGUUGUAACGUGGAUGUUAAAUGAAUUAAUCACAUCUGAAGAUCCUGAUGUUAAAGAGCUUGCUGCAACUUAUGAAUGGAUUGUAAUUCCAGUUGUAAAUGUUGAUGGAUAUGAAUUUACAUGGAAGUCCGAUAGAUUAUGGCGAAAAACUCGCAGACCAUCAAGUUUGCUCUGCUUUGGAGCUGACCCUAAUCGAAAUUGGGAUAAUUUCUUUAAUAAAGGUGGAACAUCUCUGAAUCCAUGUAGUGAUCUUUAUGCUGGUUCUCAUCCUUUCUCAGAACCUGAAACAAAGCAAUAUUCUGAUUACAUUGCAAAGCUUCCAAAUCUUUCUGCUUAUUUCAGUUUUCAUGCAUAUAGUCAACUUCUAAUGCUGCCUUAUGGAUACACACAUGAACUUUUAGAAAAUUAUGAUGAACUUUAUGAAAUCGGAUUGAAGGCACUUGAAUCAUUGAGAUCUCGUUUUCGAACGGAAUAUAGAUUAGGAAGCAUAGCUAAUAUUAUAUAUGUAGCAACUGGAAGCUCUCUAGAUUGGGUGAAGUACAACUUGCAUACAAAUGUGACCUAUGCAUAUGAGUUGAGGGACCGAGGACAAUAUGGAUUUGUAUUGCCUGCUUCACAAAUUAUUGACACUUCAUUAGAAACUUUUGAUUCAAUUGUGACUAUAAUGAAGGAAUCUAAGAUUAAAGGAAUAAUUUAGAAAAAUAAAUCAGCUUUAAAAUCAAAA
This is a messenger RNA of Chironomus riparius, 1320 nucleotides long. The record is from the annotation of a GenBank genome assembly. NCBI's taxonomy places the organism in Eukaryota, Metazoa, Arthropoda, Insecta, Diptera, Chironomidae.